AUGAUCAAAUCGUUCCGCCGGAGCAAACGUCUGUCGAACUCUUCGUCAACGUCCUCACCAAAACACUCAAUUUCACGCGUUUCGCUGACGUCCCACAAUGAUCUCAACAUGGUGCUCAAUUCUCCAACAAAAGUGAUCAAGGCCCUCUACGAUUACCGUCCUCAAGGUCCCGAGGAGCUUUCAUUCCAAAAAGGCGAUUUUUUCCAUCUUGUAGAGAGCGAAGCAGCGCUUGAAGCCGAGCAAAAAGGCUGGUACGAGGCAACAAACCCGAUGACCCACCAGAGGGGCAUGGUUCCUAAGCUGUACUUUGAAUUGAUCAAUAAAAGCGGGCAUCAGCUGGCCAGAAGCAACGAGAUCGACCAGCUGGACCCGAAUUUGGGCAAAAGACAGCUGCCGCAGGAGAUUUUGCAGAUCCAGCAGCAGACAAUUCAGAAUAUUCAGCAGCAGCAGUUCCACAAGGCAGCAGCGCUGCGCCAGAACAGAACCUUGUAUGCGAUUACACUUUACGAUUUCAGGGCAGAACGUGAAGACGAGUUGGACAUCGUUCCGGGAGAACAUUUGGUGAUAUGUGCCCACCACGACUACGAGUGGUUCAUUGCCAAACCCAUCAACCGGUUGGGCGGCCCCGGGCUUGUGCCAGCGUCUUACGUAAGUAUCGUAGACAAAUACAAUCCGCUGGCGCCGGUGGAGGCAGCCGCCGGGAAUGACAUGGAGGCGGUGAUCACGAGGUUCAAGAUCCCCACUGUCGAGGAGUGGAAAGAGCUGACGGCCAUUUACCAGGCAAGUACGCGGCCCACGGGCACAAACGCUUCGUCCCUGGCUCCAUCGCAAUUUUCCCACAAUGAAAACUCCCUGACGCGGUCGUCGUCGGCCUCCUCAAGAACGGUCAUCGUGGAGGCCACCGUCGACUCGUACCACUUGGCUGCGUACAACGAUACAAGCAGGUACCAGUACAUCAUUAUUGCCCGCACGCUGACGGGCAACACUCGCCAGUUGUACAGAUUCUAUGAGGAUUUCUUUAAUUUGCAAGUGAGGCUCCUUGAGAAGUUCCCAGAGGAGGCUGGGAAAGUGGAGGGAGUCCGGCGUACGAUUCCUGGAUUGCUGGGCCCGUUGAAGGAUGUUAAUGAGAAGGUGACGCUGAAACGCCGAGAAGGGUUCGACUACUACUUGCGCAGCUUAAUUGCGUUGCCUCCACACAUUUCUCGAUGUGACGAAGUAUUGGCGCUUUUUGAAGUGCAGAACAACGGUCUCGAUAGAGAGUUCGUCAGUAAAGGCGACCGCCUGUCGAAACCCAUCAACCAGCAGCUGGGCUACCAACAAGAAAGGCUAUCGCAGUAUCUGAAUAUGCAGCUCCAACAACGCAACAGAAGCUCUACCACGCCGUCGCUGGACUCCUACAGUAACAACAGGGGGCUGUCUCCCGGAAUCAACACUACACUUGGUCUGCAAAACGAGAGUACGGGCGGCGGCAAGCAGCCCAAGGUGAAGGUGAAAUUUUACUUUGAAGACGAUAUCUUUGUGUUGCUUUUGCCGGUGCAACUUAAGUUGCUGGACUUGAAACUCAAGCUUGCCAAGCGUCUCGGGCUAGAAUCACCAGACGAGCCAGAUUCGUCGCAGCUGGUUUCGCUUUUUUUGAAAGAGGAGUACGAGGAGUUCAUGGACGCCCACCACAUUGUGUCUGAAAGCCUAAGUGACGAGCAAUGGACACUUCUCUACGAGAAAGAGAUAAGCGACGACUCGAGGUUCCACGGUGUUUUGCAUGACAAAUGUAAGAUAGUCAUUCUACCGGCCCCUUCUUACUAA
This is a messenger RNA of Candidozyma auris, 1803 nucleotides long. RefSeq names its product phosphatidylinositol-3-phosphate-binding protein (gene BEM1). Lineage: Eukaryota; Fungi; Ascomycota; Pichiomycetes; Serinales; Metschnikowiaceae. Gene Ontology annotation, molecular function: protein binding; phosphatidylinositol binding. The record is from RefSeq and is a predicted model, not a curated record. The coding region runs from base 1 to 1803 and encodes 600 amino acids. The transcript has a single exon.